UUUUAGUGACAACAUAGUAUGUUUACUUCAUUAUGUAUUUUAUCUGUGUAUUAUUCAUAUUUAAUUUAAUUGGUAAUCUCAGAGCUCGCCAGCCGGAUAUAGAUAUCAACAGGGUGAAACUAGUACCUAAAUCGAGAUCGAACAUUGAUUCCAAGGCCAUUAAUACACAUAACCAUCGCUCUUUGGAUCUGAUACAAUUAAGUAGAAAUCAUGAUUAUGACGAUCGUGGCCGCGGGGUCCACGAAUGGCACCCGCAGAUGCACCAUCUCCAUAGUUCGCCCUCAUACAAGGAACCAAAGACGCUCAAAAUACACGAGUCCCCAGAAGACCCCCGCCUCUUUUACCAAUCUGAUGUAUAUCUUAAAAAAAUUAGUCAGAAAAACAUAAAUAAUGAAGUCUCGUAUAUUUAUCCAGGUAGAGAAGUGAUACGAGCUUCUGAAAACUCAAUAAAACGUACGCCUAUCCGCUCACAACGUAUGAAAGCGAAUCUUAUUACCAAAGAUCACAUAUGCGUUAGAUGUCCGAACGAUAGAACGUUAAUAGCCAGGCCGGGAUCAAACCGUGUCAUUCUGCAGCAUCCACGUCUGCAGUCUUGUAAACCCGGAAAAAGAGUACCUAAAAAUGCACAAUUCGUUCGCAUGUAUGGCCCCGAAUUCGGUUCUUUAUUGACAGAAGGCAGCCACAUGCUAGUUGGACGGAUUACUCAUUUGGAAAAACCUCUACAAAUUUGCAAAAUGCAAAUAUAUGUAGUAUCCCAAAGCUGUCCUGCGCCCGAGAAUUUGAUACUUCAUUGUGAGAAAGGGAAUAAAGUCUGUAACUUUACAUGUCGAUAUCCUGAUCAUCUAUUAUACGGUGCUAAAAGUUUAACCUGCGGUACUAAUAUGAAAUGGAAUGGAACUCUUCCUAUUUGUAAAGCACAAAUUUCGUGCAACCCUCCGACACCGCCGGAUCAUGGUCGCAUAAGCUGUAAAGGAGGUACAUCUCUCAAUGGGUCCCGUCUACUCGAUGGAUCAUUAUGCCGAGUUCGGUGCAGACUCGGCAGGCGAUGGACACCCAAAAUCACUUCUAUCUGCCGCCGUGGGGUUUGGACUCGUGAUCUCACUUGUCAACCGAGAAAACAUUGAUGCAAAAUUUUGAGUGUAUAGGUAUGUGCGCAAUACAUACCUAUACACUCAAAAUAUGCGGAUGAACAUCAUAAAAAGUACUUAUUACAUAAAUUAUUAGUAAUUUAUCUAAAUUAAAUAUCCUUAAAUUAUACUAUACGUCAAUCUUAUUGUCUAUCCGUCUAACAUUUUAAUAAUAGAUAUUAUAAAUGCGAAUGUUCAUGAGUAGGUAUAGAUAUAUUAUAUAAUAUAAAUUGGGCAAGUGUGAUGCAGAAGAACUGUUAAAAGACUUUCAAGUAUAGUAUUAUUAUUCUUUUCUGUUCAUAAUUAAAGG
Messenger RNA from Achroia grisella, 1437 nucleotides. RefSeq lists its product as uncharacterized. Bases 33 to 1124 code for a protein of 363 amino acids. Lineage: Eukaryota; Metazoa; Arthropoda; Insecta; Lepidoptera; Pyralidae. The transcript has 6 exons. The record is from RefSeq and is a predicted model, not a curated record.